AUGACAAUAAGGACACUCCGAGACCAUGGUCAGCAUUACCGACCACGAAUGGCCUGUUUAAAUAAGGCCGAGGCUCUGGUGGUUGAGAUGCAGGACCAAAAAAAUGGAGUGAAGGCGUCGGAGCAGAAACUGAACGUCACCACGAUCCCCCAUGUUAUGUCUGGUCAAGACAUCCUGGCCUGGAUUGCCAAUCAUAUGAAAGUGGAUACCCAAGAGGCACAGGUUAUUGGCACCAUGUUAGUGGCAUAUGGUUACAUAUAUCCACUACAAGACCACAAAAAACUCGUCCUCAAACCAGACGGCAGUCUCUACCGCUUUCAGACCCCUUACUUCUGGCCGAAGCAGAAGUGGAAACCUGAGGACACAGACUAUGCAAUCUAUUUGGCAAAGAGAAACAUCCGGAAGAAAGGAGCGUUGGAUGUUUAUGAGCAGGAGGAGUACAACAAACUUCAUAAAUGGAUGAAUCACAAAUGGGAUUUUAUUGUCAUGCAAGCCAAAGAGCAAUACAAGGCAGGGAAGGAGAGGAAGAAGGCAGAUCGUGUGGUCCUGGACUGUCAGGAGAGAGCCUAUUGGAUAGUGAACAGACCUCCACCACGGACUCACAGCGCCUUGGAUUAUGGCAUAGAUCGUCUAAUUGACCCAAAUGCUGAUGAGGUAAAGAAAAAAACUCUUGACUACUACAGAAGAAUUAUCAUCUUCACACAGCAAGCCAUCAUGAGGUCAAGGGUCAAAUCGUCUGUGUCCCUCGGAGCCAUCGUCAAGUACGUGACCACAUUUAAGAACCAUGACCCCUUCCUGGCUCCGUGUCUCCCUAGCAACCCUUGGCAGACAGACGAUGAUACAUACUGGGAACUAAACAUGAGAAAUGUGGAAGUCCCUACAAAAAUGCGAGUGGAGCGCUGGUCUUUCAGCUUCUUUGAGUUGUUAAGCGAUCCACGCGGCCGUGCUGACUUUAAGGUUUUCCUGAAGAAGGAGUUCAGUGGUGAAAACUUGGCCUUCUGGGAAGCGGCUGAGGAAAUGAAAUGGGGAACGGCGGCUUCUAUGUCAGAGAAAGCUGAGAACAUAUUCAAAACCUUCCUGGCUCCUGGAGCUCCACGAUGGAUCAAUAUCGAUGGUCGCACCAUGGGGCUGACAGUGAAGGGACUGGAACAUCCCCAUCGCUACGUACUGGACGCUGCCCAGACUCACAUCUUCAUGCUCAUGAAAAAGGACACCUUUUACCGCUACCUGAAGUCACCAGUUUACAAGGAUAUCCAGAAAAAAGCGAUUUCACCUGCCCCCCAUAACUUUUCUGAUGCCCAACUGGAGCAAAAUGCCAAGAACCGCAAGCCAGGCAUCGAUCCCAUCAUUAUCUGGCAGCAGGAGGAGGAAGAGAAGGCCAAGGCGGCAGCUGCUGCAGGACCUAUCGACAUUAAGAAGCUUAUGCAAAACAAACUGGACCGCAAAUAG
Chanos chanos (milkfish) is the source of this 1449-nucleotide messenger RNA. It is a transcript of the gene rgs9a, whose product is annotated as regulator of G protein signaling 9a. The transcript has 17 exons. Gene Ontology annotation, biological process: regulation of G protein-coupled receptor signaling pathway; positive regulation of GTPase activity; G protein-coupled receptor signaling pathway. Gene Ontology annotation, molecular function: GTPase activator activity. NCBI's taxonomy places the organism in Eukaryota, Metazoa, Chordata, Actinopteri, Gonorynchiformes, Chanidae. The coding region runs from base 1 to 1449 and encodes 482 amino acids. Gene Ontology annotation, cellular component: plasma membrane; cytoplasm; neuron projection. The record is from RefSeq and is a predicted model, not a curated record.